AAGAGCGGCUGUAUUUUCGACAUGUUCGUGAUCCUGGGCACGGUUGAGGGGCCUACAGCUUCCCUGUGUGGCAACAUGACCGGCUUUGCAACGACAUUCGCAGUGAAGGAGCUGAGCGACGUGACGCUUUCGUUGGUAGCUCAGGGGCGGCACAAGUUCUCCAUCACUGCCACGCAGUUCGCCUGCGCCGCCGUGCCUCCGUUUGUGUCUCCCAGCAGCGCUGGUCUCAGGAUCAGAGAUCCACCCAAGUAUGUCCCUGUCUCCACCACCACCCCGGCGCCUCACGUCAGGGUAACUCUGCCAUUUCUGUUUAACCCUAUUCCACCGUACAAAUAACUCCGGGAAGAUAACU
Messenger RNA from Hyalella azteca, 352 nucleotides. RefSeq lists its product as uncharacterized. The record is from RefSeq and is a predicted model, not a curated record. The coding region runs from base 22 to 336 and encodes 104 amino acids. The transcript has 3 exons. NCBI's taxonomy places the organism in Eukaryota, Metazoa, Arthropoda, Malacostraca, Amphipoda, Hyalellidae.